GGCUUUCGCAGGGGCUGAUGCGGCCUCGCUGACUCGUUCGCUGCCCGGGGGUUUCACUGCCCCUUCUGCGCUCGCCCCUAGGGGGCACCGGCGAGUCGCCUCCGCGGCCCUGCCCGGGCUCAGGGGCCAGGAGGGAGCAAAGAUUUUCCGGAAACCCGCCGUGGCCUGGCCCCGGGAAUGGGACGGAGGCGCUGAGGCCUGGAGGGUCUCGCCGCCCUGCUGGUCUAGUAAGGCCCGGGGCUCGAGUCUGUCCCGCCCUCUCGCUGUGAGAGCGUGGUUAGCGCUUUGGGCACCGUUUAAUCCCCACCCCCCGUCAGCCCUUUGCCCCCGUUGUUGUGGGCUUUGCGGUACCAGCAAGGGCCGGGGAGCGGGACGGAAAACGGCCCGGGGUAGCCUCGGAAUCUGUUUUAACCCGUUUUUUAAAAAGGGGUUUGGUUUUUAAAUGGAAGGCGCUGCCUUUAGGUGAUGAUUGUACCAAAAAGCGAGCAAGAACCACCAGAAAAGAUCAGCUGCGCGUUCUUGCACGAAAGGAAGAGGCGUGCUUGGGGCUGAGAGCAGGCUCAGGAAGGGGGUAGCGUGUAGGACAGUGGAGCCUUGUGGUGCUCACUGCAGGCUGUAUUUGAGACUCUGCCAGAGCAGCCGUGUGUAUAUGUGUAGCUAGGGCUUGCAUGUUGUGUAGAUUUAGGAAACCUUAUUUGGGCCCCACUGUAAUUCCUUCAUAGUAUGUUUGUGUAAAGAGCAAAAGACACAACAGAAGGAAUCAGGAGGCCUGGGUUGAACCCUUUGCCCCUGACUCUGUGUGAGUAGGCAUGUUAUUUAAAUGAAUGCUGAAAUUAAAUGUCCCAUAUUUUCUUUGUAUAAAGAAGCUGAUGUACAGCUAAUAGUCUACAUCAUUAACACUGCUUCCAUAAUUAAAACAGUCAAAUGCAAACGUUUUUUAACAAGCACUCCCCUACAAUGUUUGACUAUAAAUAAAGUGAAACUAAUUGUAUUGAUAUUUGUUGCACAAGCUGAUGUGCACACAAGAAUCAAGGUCCUGAUUCUGCAAACACACAUGCAUUGAAAUCAGUGGAGCUACACAGGGUAAUAAAGUUAAGCGUGUGGAUAAGUCCUUUCAGGAUUGGUGCCUAAGCCUGAAUAAUGGGUUUUUAAAGUUCUUUCAUUUGUAAUAACCUGUAGUGCUGUUAAUAACAGGUAAAGAAUCUUGUUUGCUUACAACAUAGGAUUUUUUUUAAUGUUGACAGUGGCCCUUCCACUGCUUUAUGCCUCAUUUUCUUCAUUUGUCGAGCAGAGAUGACACCCAUCUUACAAAAGCAUUGUGUAAUGCCUUACUGAUGCUAAAGUUAUAUUUAGAAUGUCGGUCACAACUGCACACAGCUUAGGGGUGAAGGAACUGAAAUGUUCAGAUUUGGGUGCAGGUCUUCAGAAUUUAGAGCCAGGCUGGUUCUACAUGAGAGGAUGGGAGGGAGCCAGCUUCUCUAUAUCAGCCUUAUUUUUCACUCCCCUGUUGUUUGUCUCUUCUCAGCUGUGUGAAGAUUUCUCAAACACAUUGAUGCAACUUUGUGGCUUCCCAAAAUGGAAAAGUUUGGUGUAGUUGUGCUUGGAAGCCAGGUUGACAAGGUGCACUCCAAGAGCAAAAUAUAGCUGUUGGUGGAGUCCGUAGGGUGCAGCUAUACUCAUCCUCUGACAGUUUUUUAGGAUAUUGAAUAAGAAAAUAUCACUGAAAUGAAGCAGCCCGUGCAGUGGAUGUGCUUUUUAAUCCCAUGAUGUCAGAAGCCACAUCUCCAGAAAAUAAAAGACCCCGGAGAAGCCUGUCCCUCAGUAAAAACAAGGAAAAGAAUGAAAACAAAAAAAAGAAUGAAGCAGAAGUUAAAGGAGCACCACCCAUACCUUCAACUUCUUCCUCUAUCCUUUCAUUUUUUAACAACACUCCCCCAGCCAAAGUCACCUGCCCUAUGUGCGGGCAGAUGGUGCCAAGGUAUGGGAUCAACAAGCACAUAGAUGAAAUGUGUCAGAAGAACCAUGGGGAUGGUGAAAUGAUUCUGGCUGAUAGAGGACUUGACUGUUUUUUGAAUCGGGGCCCAUCAGGUAUACCUUUGAACACUAGUUCCAGCCCAUACUUUGCAAAGGAAGCUUCGACUCCAGAGAAAAAUGAGAGCAUCUUUGAAAGCAACUUGUUGAAAAUGAGAGGAGGUGCAGGACAGCAGAUUAGUCCUUACUUUAAGAAGAAUAAUGCUCCUGUGUACGAUGUUCAGAAUGAGCCAAGGGUGCAAAUGAUUAAAAGUAUCUCUUUGGGAAACUUGUCAUCUAAACUGUCCAGAAGGCACCGUAUCCAGAGUAGACAACUAAUAGAAGAAAACAAGAGGAAUUCUUCAUCUCCAGCUGUUCACAGUGUAUGUGACAAUGCUGCAGAAUGGGGUGAUGGAGAGACUUGUGCUGGGGAUGGCUCUCAGAAAGAGAAUCACUUUGUUCUGGUAGGAUUACAAAAGCAACAUGUCCCAAAAGACAGUUUAACAAAAGAACUUGAAAGUCAGGGAGAAACACGAGAAAGUGAUAAAGAGACUCUUGUGGGUUCUGCUCAUGGGUUUGUAUCCUCCGUUAGCAUUGUUGCCAGGGAUCUAGUGUCUGCUGCAGGGAACACUGAGAAACACAGUUGUUCUGAAGGCAUGGUGCCUAAUCUUGGCAAACAUACAACACAUCCAGCAAGUUAUAAUAAAGUAGAGAGAUCCGAUGGUUCAGAAGCCAAAACUCAGUUCUGUGUUAAGGAUAUUCCUCCUUCAAGGACACAAGUGAUGUGUGAGAGCCAUACAGAAAACUGUCUAGUGACAGAUAAUACAGGAACACUUCCUGUGGAAGUUCAUGAAGACUUAAGGAAUGAGAUGAUUUAUCAUACUUUCUCAGAACCUAUGCAAGAGGUGGAUUUUCAGAGUCCUGCCAGUGACAUUUUAGACAAAAUAAGUGGUGCACUUGGUUCUGCGACUGACUCUUUUGGUCACCCAUAUUAUCUCCAGAAUUUCCUGAUGGUCCUGCAAAUGGUCUUGGAGAAUCAUGAUGAUCGGAGACUCUUUGAUGAGCAAGACACCAGCACUAUUGCAAAGUUCUACCAAUUGUCAGCUCGUGGACAGAAGUUAUAUGUGAGACUUUUUCAACGCAAGCUGAAUUGGAUAAAAAUUAACAAAAUAGAAUAUGCGGAGAUUAGUGCAGAUUUGUUGCCAGUAAUUGGAGAAUUGGUUGAAGCAGGCUUUCUGCAAACAGAAUCUGAAUUACAAGACCUUUCUGAGGGGCUGGACUUGCUUUCUGCUCCUGAGCUAAAAACAUUAGCAAAGACGUUUCACCUGAAAAACCCAAAUGGUCAGAAACAGCAACUGGUGGAGGACUUUCUCAGACUGGCAAAACAACGUUCGAUCUUCAGCAAGAAUCAGGCUGGUAUUGGGGCAGUGAUUUUGAAAAGGGCUAAGGACCUUUCUGGGAAGUCUGUCAGAGUCUGUAAAGGCCCCCGAGCAGUAUUUUCUCGAGUUUUACUGCUGUUCUCACUGACUGAUUCAAUGGAGGAUGAGGAAGCAGCUAGUGGUGGCCAAGGCCAGCUUUCCACCGUGCUUAUGGUAAACAUGGGUCGUACGGUGUUUCCCAGUUACACAGUAAAUAGGAAAACAGCAAUCUUCCAGGACAGAGAAGAUCUCAUCAGAUAUGCUACAGCUGCUCAUUUGUCAAAUGAUGUAGCCAUUGCAAUGGCUAAUGGGAACUGGACAGAAGCUAAAUAUCUCUAUAUGUGUGCAAAAGAAACCUGGCAUGAAUUGAAAAAUCAUCCUUCUUUGAGAUGCCAUAGAGACUUACCUGAGUAUCUGCGACAUUUUACGGUUGGGUGGAUGUAUACAAGGAUCCUGUCUCGAGGGGUUGAAAUACUGCAGAGACUUCAUAUGUAUGAGGAGGCCGUGGAAGAGCUGCAGAAUCUUUUGUCUCAGGAAGUGUAUUGUAUAGACAGCAGAGGACGAUGGUGGGAUCGACUGGCUCUGAAUUUACACCAGCACUUGAAACGCACUGAGCAGGCUAUUGAGUGCAUUAGAAAAGGGCUGUCAGAUCCAUUUGUGCGCACAGGCCAUCGACUUUCUCUCUACCAACGUGCACUGCGAUUGAGAGACUCACCAAGCUGCAAGAAGUUCAGGAGCCUCUUUCAGGAGCUGCCUGUCAUAACUGUGGAAGAUGUUACACAUGUUACAAUCAAAGGAAAAAUGUGUCCCCAGACAGGGGUGGGAAAAUCUGUGUUUCUAGUAGAGGACGAUGAUGAUCAAGAGGAAGGAGAAGACUUCACUCUGUCCACAAUCAUGUGUUCAGUUGAGGAGCUGGCAUUAACGCAUUACAGACAGAAUGGCUUUGAUCAGGGGAUUCAUGGAGAAGGGUCCACGUUUAGUACACUCUAUAGCCUUCUAAUGUGGGACAUUAUUUUCAUGGAUGGCAUACCAGAUGUUUUCAGAAAUUCUUAUCAGGCCUUCCCCCUGGAUUUGUAUACUGACAGCUUCUAUGAGAAGAGGAGGGAUGCCAUUGAAUCUAGACUCCAGCUACUGUACGCAGCUUCCUCAGAGACCCUGAAAGAGAUGAUUGCCAAUGUCUGGAAUGCUCAAGAGGGAAAAGCAGCAGCACUAGUUAGUUGGGACCGGUUUACUUCCCUCCAGCAGGCUCAGAGUCUAGUGUCUUGCUUUGGGGGACCUUUUCUAAGUGGUGUAUGUAGGAGGCUCUCCAAAGAUCUGCGCCAUUGCAGAGGGGGUCUUCCUGACCUAGUCGUGUGGAGUACGCAAGAGCACUGCUUCAAGCUGGUGGAAGUUAAGGGUCCCAAUGAUCGCCUCUCCUACAAACAGAUGAUUUGGCUGGGUGAACUGAAGAAGCUGGGAGCUGCUGUAGAAGUUUGUCAUGUGGCUGCAGUUGGAGCUAAAAGUAAACGCCUCAGUUGAAUAGAACUGUCUAGAACAUGUUGGAAGAGGAGGGGUGGUUAUUUUAAAAAAAUAAAUAAAUAGUAUGAAUA
Caretta caretta (loggerhead turtle) is the source of this 5017-nucleotide messenger RNA. RefSeq names its product FANCD2 and FANCI associated nuclease 1 (gene FAN1). Lineage: Eukaryota; Metazoa; Chordata; Testudines; Cheloniidae. The record is from RefSeq and is a predicted model, not a curated record. Gene Ontology annotation, biological process: interstrand cross-link repair. Gene Ontology annotation, molecular function: flap-structured DNA binding; 5'-flap endonuclease activity; 5'-3' exonuclease activity. Gene Ontology annotation, cellular component: nucleus.